AUGGGAGGUUCAGCCCCAUUGACGACGAAGGCGCAGGCAGACCCGCUCUCUGCCGCCGCCCCUCGGGUGGUGAAGGCGGGCCCCCUGGAUCCAGCCACUGAGAAGUGGGAGAUUGCGGAAAGGCUCCGCCUGCGAUCUGGCCACAACGGGACCCGGGACUCUCCUGAGGAGCGGCCGCGCUCCUCCAGCUUCGACUCGGAGGAUGAGAGCUUGGCCAAGCUGUCACAGGCCUUGAGCAGUCUGGAGAGAACUCGUACUGCCUUGGAGAAACGGCAGCUGGAGGCGGAUGGCAAGUGGCCAAUUGCUUUGCAGCCUCGGUUCUUUUCGGGGGUUUGGUAUGUGAAUGAGGGUAGUUUGCCCACGGACACAGAGCUCGUGGCGAGCCGAAUUCGCGAGGGCAUCCGUGAAGGAUCCUAG
Effrenium voratum is the source of this 417-nucleotide messenger RNA. The record is from the annotation of a GenBank genome assembly. NCBI's taxonomy places the organism in Eukaryota, Dinophyceae, Suessiales, Symbiodiniaceae.